CAGCCUUAAAAUGGCAGCGUCACCGGAGCACACGCACGGAUACCUCUCUGUCAGAGACCUGGAGAACGUUCUGGACACCUGCAAACUGGACCUGACCCAGAUAGACGAGGUCUGGCCAAACCUGUACAUUGGCAACGUAGCGAUAGCCCAGAACAGGACGGCCCUGCAGAGGCUGGGCAUCACGCACAUACUGAACGCGGCGCAUUCCAAGCAGGGCAGCAUCGGGGACCAGCGGUUCUACGGGAGCGCGGUCGUCUACUGCGGGAUUCCGGCAGAUGACUCCACCCACUUUGACCUAAACGUCUACUUCAGACCCGCCGCGGACUUCAUCCACAAAGCGCUGAAGCAGACAGACGGAAAGAUUCUGGUGCACUGCAUCAUGGGAAUGAGUCGGUCUUCCACCCUGGUGCUUGCUUACCUCAUGCUGUACCAAAGGCUCCCCCUGUGCAGUGCCAUAAAAAGGGUCAUUCGGAAAAGAGCCAUUUACCCCAACAGGAACUUCCUCGCCCUGCUGCUGGACCUGGACCUUCAGCUGAGGAGAAAGAAACGGAAAACCUGCCUGAUUCUGUAGCGACAGACAUUUUCCACACCACAUUCCGGUGGAGUCUCUGAGGCUGUUGAAGGGAGACAGAUGCACAUGCACACCUUCACACGUUUCAGUCAGGGCAGACACCAUUGCAGUAAAGAAGAAGUACAAUCAUAAUAAUCAGAUAUCUUUGUAGUAAAACCCAAAACAAUGACUCAGGCAAUAGCUGUAACAUUUAACAAACAGCCACUAAAUGUCAAGUAAACCUGGUGCCUCCUUGGUUAUUAUGGUUUCGGUUGCUGUGUUUUUUAAAUGCUGUCCCCUACUGUGUUUCUGUCAUUUGACAGCACUUUUAAAAUGCAUGAUUUUUUAAAUUGUUUUCCCUGGGAGCUAAAUGUUACCCAAUGUGUCAUAACACCAAAAAUGAUGUCACGAUUUUAACAAAUUCAAAUGAACCAUCCUGACAGGACACUGAAGCUUGUAAAAUUGAUAAGUAGGUUUUUAAAAGUCAUAUCUUUAGUUGUGUGCAGUUGCUGAAUUUAGCUGUUUUAUUUUUUUAGAAAAUUAUGUGUAAAAUGUUGGAUGAUACUUGUUUUAUUUACUUAGUCUUAACAGUUGCAGUUAUGUCAUUGUCAUUUGUUAUCAUGAAAAGGUAUUAAUUUUUUUGAACAGCAUUCAUUACAGUUUUACCAGUCAGAGGUGAAAUAAGCUUCUGCUAAGGACCAGUUGAAUUUAGGAAUAAUAUAUUUUCUCAAAAAAAGUUUUACAUUCAUUUUUAACCUUAAGUAUAUCAAAAAUAUUAACACGGGUAUUGUAGUAAAAUACGACCAGGAGCUGCUUUCUAUCUUCAAAAAGCUUCUUAUUCAUAAUUUCAAAAAGUUAAGACACUGGGACAAUCUUGAAAGAAUUCAGCUCUGCUCCAGCUAUGCCAUCUAAACCAUUCUUAAAACAUCCGAGAAAGCAUCUUCUGUUCUGACCAGUCACGUCCCACAGGGUUUUUUAAAUCAUCAUUAAAUGAGAUAUGGAGCAUGGUCUUUUCUUCAGCCAAGAUUCAAGAUUUAAUCUGGACCCACAGGACCAGAUUUAAUGUGCCCCCACGUCCAAGCCCAGGCCUUUAAUAGUCUGGCUCACAACUUAAAGAUUCAUGAGAUACAAUGUUAUCUAAACUGUUGCAGUUCUGUGAUCAUGCUAGAUGAUAUCACUGUGUAUCUAAACUGUUGCAGUUCUAUGGUCAUGCUAGAUGAUAUCACUGUGUAUCUAAACUGUUGUAGUUCUAUGGUCAUGCUGGAGGAUAUCACAAUGUAUCUACACUGUUGUAGUUUUAUGGUCGUUCUGGAUGACAUCUAUACACACACACUAGUUCUAAUUUCGAGUCAAAAGUGGUGCAAGCCAAAUAGACCAACACACUUCUAAACACAGUGUGAAAUCUGUUUAUAAACUGAGCCACAGCUUAGUGAACUCCAGAGUUUUUUUGAGGAGUUUAAUUUCUGAGCUGUACUGGUAAUUUCAAAAUCAUUAUUAAUUGUUAUUUUCUUGUGAAAGACAGGUUUGUUUUUUACAAAAUGUCUAGUCACCAAAAUGGUAUAACUAUUAUAUUAUUGUUUUAAAAUAAUCCCAUAGUAGAAUGAUUGUUUUUUGGUUGGUUUAUUAAAUUACAUAUAUUGAAUUAUGGAUGGGAUAUUUAUACAUGAAUGAAUAUCCCAUUAACUUCUACAAGUUACUCACCUUGUACUUUUGUGUGAUGGAAAAUUUAAAAAAAGAUUUUGUACAACAUAGCCAGUUGGUUGUACAAAACUUGUAUUUUAUUAUGUUAGAAGUAAAAAGGAGAAUAGCAAUGAUUCAAUUUUCAUUAUAGGCAUCAUGAACAAUUACCAAAAGUCUGUUUAUAAAACUGUGAAAGGAUAUGACUGUUUUAUUUUCAAUCCUUACUAACCUCUUGAAUGGGCAUUCAAAUACAAUUCAUGUUUUCUAGAUACCUACUGUACUUGUGCCAAUAAAUUUUGCACAUUUGGAUACCAAAAAUUGUUCUCCAAUCAUUUCAAUGAAUUUCAUUCAUUAACUGUAUCAUAUAGGCAACGUUAAAUGAAGAAACCUUUUUGUAUUUGAAGCUGCACAUAUGCAGUAUAUGUUCACCUGUAGUCCAGAUCUAUAUUGUCAUAUUUUCAGUUGACUUUUUUGGUACACAUGUUAGUACGGAUUCAAUUUCAAAGAUCAAAU
This is a messenger RNA of Anguilla rostrata (American eel), 2743 nucleotides long. RefSeq names its product dual specificity protein phosphatase 13A-like. Gene Ontology annotation, cellular component: cytoplasm. The record is from RefSeq and is a predicted model, not a curated record. Gene Ontology annotation, molecular function: protein tyrosine/serine/threonine phosphatase activity; MAP kinase phosphatase activity. Bases 11 to 571 code for a protein of 186 amino acids. Gene Ontology annotation, biological process: protein dephosphorylation; negative regulation of MAPK cascade. Lineage: Eukaryota; Metazoa; Chordata; Actinopteri; Anguilliformes; Anguillidae. The transcript has 3 exons.